GGAGGCGGGAAGAUCGAGGCACUUCCGCUAGCCGCUGGCUCGUUGGCAGCUGCUCGAGACGACGGCGGGAGCGGAGGGAUCGCGCGGCCCGGGGCCUCGCAUUCCCCGGCCCCCCUCCGCCCCACGCGGCCCGGACCAUGGUUGCCAGGUGGUGGGCAGUGGCGUUGCUGGUUGCUCUCCCCUCCCUGGGUGCAGGUGGGGAUACCCCCGAAGCCCCUCCGGAAUCAUGGACCCAGCUAUGGUUCUUCCGCUUUUUGGUGAAUGCUGCUGGCUAUGCCAGCUUUAUGGUACCUGGCUACCUGCUGGUGCAGUACUUCAAGAGGAGGAACUACCUGGAGACAGGCAGGGGUCUCUGCUUCCCUCUGGUGAAAGCUUGUGUGUUUGGCAAUGAGCCCAAGGCCUCCGAUGAGGUCCCCCUGGCUUCCCGGACAGAGCCAGCGGAGACCACUCCCACCUGGCAGGCCCUGAAGCUGCUCUUCUGUGCGGUGGGACUCCAGGCAUCUUACCUGACUUGGGGAGUGCUGCAGGAAAGAGUGAUGACCCGGAGCUAUGGAGCUACAGCCACGUGGGCAGGUGAGCGCUUCACAGACUCUCAGUUCCUGGUGCUAAUGAACCGAGUGCUGGCCCUGAUCGUGGCUGGCCUCUACUGCCUUCUCUGCAAACAGCCCCGACAUGGCGCACCCAUGUAUCGGUACUCCUUUGCCAGCCUGUCAAAUGUGCUUAGCAGCUGGUGCCAAUAUGAAGCUCUCAAGUUUGUCAGCUUCCCCACCCAGGUGCUGGCCAAGGCCUCUAAGGUGAUCCCUGUCAUGCUGAUGGGAAAGUUGGUGUCUCGGCGCAGCUACGAACACUGGGAAUACCUGACAGCUGGCCUCAUUUCCAUUGGGGUCAGCAUGUUUCUGCUGUCCAGUGGACCAGAGCCCCGAAGCUCCCCAGCCACCACACUCUCAGGCCUGAUCCUGUUGGCAGGCUACAUUGCCUUUGACAGCUUCACCUCAAACUGGCAGGAUGCCCUGUUUGCCUAUAAGAUGUCCUCAGUGCAGAUGAUGUUUGGGGUCAACUUCUUCUCCUGCCUCUUCACAGUGGGCUCCCUGCUAGAGCAGGGGGCCCUCCUGGAGGGGACCCGCUUUAUGGGGAGACACAGCGAGUUUGCUGCACAUGCCCUGCUGCUCUCCAUCUGCUCUGCAUGUGGCCAGCUCUUCAUCUUCUACACCAUUGGACAGUUUGGGGCUGCAGUCUUCACCAUCAUCAUGACUCUCCGCCAGGCCUUUGCCAUUCUCCUCUCCUGCCUCCUCUAUGGCCACACCAUCACUGUGGUGGGUGGGCUGGGGGUAGCUGUGGUCUUUGCUGCCCUCCUGCUCAGAGUCUACGCCCGGGGCCGUUUAAAGCAACGGGGAAAGAAGGCUGUGCCCAUUGAGUCCCCUGUGCAGAAGGUUUGAGGGAUCUGAGGCAAAAUGAAGACCCUUUAAUUGUACUUUACCACAUCGUUUUCCCACUUCUACUGUAAUUUAUCAGAGGCAACCAGUGCAGGCAUUUUCUCCGUAUCGCAAACCAGCUCUGCAGUUAAGGAUACGGAGACCAGGAGGCAGCCUUCCCUUCUGCCUUAAGUCACCAGUGUUCUACGAGGCACAAUUCUUGAGCCCCAGGGUAGAGGUACCUUCCAGUGUUUCCCCCUGAAGUUCCCUGGUCUUGCCCAUUGGCACUGCUACCAAACUCAUCUGUGCUUGUCACCUGCCCCAAAUACACACCCUUUUAUUAGACUUCCCUCCCAGACCUACAUUUGGUGGCUGUAGGCAGUAUGCUGCUCUCCUAGGAUAAAUGAAAGCUGGUGCUGUGCUAGGGGAAGGGGAGAGCCGUACCCAGCAACACCACCUUCUGUGCUCCUGGAUCCCUGGGCUCUGCUCCAUGAGCCAGUUGCAGGUUUUGGUACCUUGGAAGUGUAACUUUCUGCUCUCAUAAUCUUAUUUUAUUAAAUUGCUUCAAUAGGCUUG
This is a messenger RNA of Artibeus jamaicensis (Jamaican fruit-eating bat), 1988 nucleotides long. It is a transcript of the gene SLC35B2, whose product is annotated as solute carrier family 35 member B2. The record is from RefSeq and is a predicted model, not a curated record. Gene Ontology annotation, cellular component: endoplasmic reticulum membrane; Golgi membrane. Gene Ontology annotation, molecular function: 3'-phosphoadenosine 5'-phosphosulfate transmembrane transporter activity. NCBI's taxonomy places the organism in Eukaryota, Metazoa, Chordata, Mammalia, Chiroptera, Phyllostomidae. The transcript is spliced from 4 exons. Gene Ontology annotation, biological process: transmembrane transport. The coding region runs from base 138 to 1436 and encodes 432 amino acids.